UGUCUUGCGCAAUUCCAUGGCUUAAAGUGACUCACAGCCUUUGCCAAACCAAACAUGGGGAGAUUAUCAGUUCAUUGCGUUGUGUUAGCAAUUCUAUGUGCCUUAACAAGUGAAUAUGCUAGCAAUGCCGAUACCAACAUGUCAAAUUGUUCUCAAAACGACCUACAAGCUCUUACCGACUUCAAAAAUGGCCUUAAAGAUCCUAGAAACCGGCUGUCAUCAUGGCAAGGAAGCAACUGCUGUCAAUGGCAAGGAAUCAGUUGUGACAAUAGUACUGGAGCUGUUGUCACCAUUGACCUUCGUAGCCCAUAUCUAAUGGCUUUCGAUACUUCAAGCAGGUAUGCUUCUUGGAACUUAAGUGGGGAGCUUAGAUCUUCAUUAAUAAAACUCAAGUCCUUACAAUAUCUAGACUUGAGCAGCAACACAUUUAAUGAUAUUCUGAUUCCAGAAUUCUUGGGAUCAUUGGAAAAUCUGCGCUAUCUGAACCUAUCAAAAUCCGGGUUUAGUGGUGCUGUUCCUUCAAGUUUGGGGAAGCUAUCUAGACUGCAGUAUCUUGAUGUUUCCACUGAACUUUUUGGUUUAAGUGCUGAUAGUCUAGAAUGGGUGACUGGUCUUGUUUCUCUCAAGUAUCUUGCUAUGAAUAGUGUUGACCUUUCAUUGGUGGGCACUAAAUGGUCUGGGGUCUUAAACAAGCUUCCGAAUUUAACUGAGUUGCAUCUUCAAAGUUGUGGCCUUACUGGUCCCAUUCCAUUGAUUAAACCUGUUAAUUUGACUUCACUUGCUGUUCUAGACCUUAGUUUUAAUGACUUCAAUUCAAAGUUCCCUGACUGGCUUAUUAAUAGUAGUACUCUUGUUCAUGUGGAUUUAAGCAAUUGUAAGUUACAUGGAAGAAUACCACUAGGCUUUAAUGAGUUACCUAAUCUGCAGUACCUGAAUCUUGCCUUAAACAAUAAUCUUUCGGCAAGUUGCUCUCAGUUGCUCCACGGAAGCUGGAAAAAGAUACAGUUUCUCAACUUUGCUUCAAACAAAUUACAUGGCAAGCUUCCUUCUUCUGUUGGUACUUUGCCUGAAUUCCUUGAUGUAAUCGAUGGCUGUGUUUCUGAUAGUCCUCUGCCUAGUUUGAUGUACCUGAGAUUAAGCAAUAACCAUUUACGUGGCAAACUGCCUGAAUGGUUGGGUCAAGCGAACCUAACUAAAACUCCUUCAAAUCUCGUGUUCGAUGCAGCUAAACUGGAGAAUUCCGAAUAUUUGGUUGAGCUUACUAGCUGCUAUCCUGAUUUGGUUUAUGAAUUAGAUGAGAAUGGUAACAACAUAUUUUACAUUGCAGUUUUGCACCAUCAUGCCAAUAUAUUCAAUCCACUAUAUGAUAUAGGCUUGACUAUGGAAGUGGUGGCGAGUGGACCAUUGAAGAUUUUGAGUGCAAUAAUAUGUUGCAUUUAG
This is a messenger RNA of Pistacia vera, 1440 nucleotides long. Its product is annotated as receptor-like protein EIX1. The transcript is spliced from 3 exons. The record is from RefSeq and is a predicted model, not a curated record. NCBI's taxonomy places the organism in Eukaryota, Viridiplantae, Streptophyta, Magnoliopsida, Sapindales, Anacardiaceae. The coding region runs from base 55 to 1440 and encodes 461 amino acids. Gene Ontology annotation, molecular function: protein binding.